This is a messenger RNA of Cladocopium goreaui, 883 nucleotides long. NCBI's taxonomy places the organism in Eukaryota, Dinophyceae, Suessiales, Symbiodiniaceae. The record is from the annotation of a GenBank genome assembly.
UAGGAGGUUUAGCUUGGGUGGCCAUGGCUCGUCGGCAUGCCUAAGAAGAAGGUGCCAGUGAAGCUGCCGAAGGUCUCAAGCUUCACGGCCGUGAGCGCGAGCGUGUCCACGGACCUGCCACAAAGCAGCGUCAGUUCCAGGAAUCCCUUCGAUGCGGACAUCUCUGAGCUGUUGGCAUCCAAGGAUGACUGGUCUGUCCAAGAACCCAGUGAAAUCAUCCAAGAAGCCAAGAAGUCUGUUCAAGCACGGAAGCCCUGGCGGAGUGAAGAGGCGACCAAGGUGAAACGAGACCUGGAGGACGCUGCGGAGGGCUGCCACAUCAUUUUGCCCGACAACCGCGUGGUGGCCGUAGAGAGCCAACUAAGUCGGCGCCUGGUGGACGAACUGCUGGGCAAUGUACCCAGAGAAACGAAGAAGGUGCUAACUUCACAGGAGGAGGAGGUGGAUUUCAAGCUCCCGAGCAAGCCGAGGCGUCGACAGGCGCCCGAUGAAGUUUAUUUGGGCGACGAAUCCAAGAAGUCUCCUCAGAAGAAGAUGCGAAAUCCCUGGUAUUUGCCGCCCAAAGUCUGGUACAGCGGGCAGAUGGGCAAGGAUCCCAAUGAGGACCUGGGCCUGGGCUUUCCUUAUGACACCUUCUUGGGAGAAUCGCGACCAGCACGACAAGAGGAAGAGCCGGCAGUGAUGGAGAAGGACAUCUCGGUGUUUUUGGAAACUGCCAAGAAGCACUUCCAGGCGUCUGGUCAUCGAUUGCCACACUUUCUUCAAGUGGCCAUGGGGCAAGGGCAUGGCGGUCACAGUUGAUUGGAGCGAAGAUUUUUUGAAUCUCCCAAACACUGGAUCUGUAAAUGAUCAGCUUUGGCGCCAACACAACCCAAAAGUGCUA